AUGGCGCUCGACGAGAAGCCGCUCCUGCCGCACAGCCAGGUUCCGCCGUCGUCGAAAGCGUCCGGCGUUCCUCCCUCCAUCGUCCUCAAGCCUCGCCGCACCUCGACGACAUCCUCCUUCGCCCGCAACCUCGCCGCCAAGCGCCGAUGGCUCGUCGCCUUUGCCGUCUACGCGAUCGUCGGCAUGGCGUGGCACUCGCGCCUGCCGAGCCUCGUGCGCGAGCUCGACGUCAAGAUGCCGGCGGCGCUGUGGCCGCGCCCCUACGCGGCGAGGGGCGGCCGCGUCGUCUACAACGCUCUCGGCGAGCCCUCGAGCUUCAACCGCUCGUUCGCCCGGCUCCACUUUGCGCCCGGCGACGACGAGGACGACCGCGAGGGCAGCACGCCGCUCGGACCCGCCGCCGACGACGCCUACCACCUCUUUCCUCCCGGCGCCGACCCGUCCCUCGCCGAGUACCUGUCGACCCUCGAGACCUUCCUCCGCACCCACUUCCCGCCUGCCGACACGGACGAGUCGGACCCGUCGUCGCUCAUCAACGCCAUGCGCUCCUACUUCCCGACCUCGCCGACGCCUCGGUGGCCUGCCGGCCUCAUCCCGCGCAAGGUGUGGCAGACGGCGCCCGACACCAAGUACUUCGCGUCGCGCGAGUCGAGCACGCGCACCUGGCUCGCCAACAACCCGGGCUGGAAGGUCGAGCGCCAGGACAACGAGGCGGCCGACCGGUGGGUCCUCGCCCGCUUCUCGCUCGGCAAGGAGGACGACGGGUACAACUCGUCAAGGGGCGUCAUCGCGGCGUGGGACCGACUCGUCGAGCCGGGCGUGCUCCGGAGCGACUUUUGGCGGUACCUCGUGCUCGCCGUCGACGGCGGCGUGUACGCCGACACGGACGUCGACUGCCUCAAGCCGUUCAACCAGUGGGCCUAUGACGCGAGCUGGGAGGGCACGAGACCGUCGGGUUGGCAACCGCCCGCGCUCAUCGUCGGUGUCGAGUCGGACGUCGGCAACCGCGCAGACUGGAACCAGUACUGGCCUCGCCCUCUGCAGAUCACCCAGUGGACGAUGGCGGCCGCUCGAGGACAUCCUGUGCUCGUCGACGCGGUGCGCCGAGUCGUCGAGACGGCGCUCAUGCCCGAGCAGGAGCAGCCCCGCUCGAUCAUGGAGAGGAGCGGUCUGUGGACCGACUCGGUCCUGUCGUACCUCUGGGUCAUGUACCGCCGCUCGUGGCCGACGUUUCGCGGCCUCGACUCGGACGGCUGGCGCUUUCGAGCGUCGGCCGACGCGUCGCAGCUCCUCAUUCCGGCCUGGGCGCAGCUCCUGCCGCACCUGGAGCGGUGGGGCGACGUCAAGGUGCUGAGCAUCACGGGCUUCUCGCCCGGAAUCGGCCACAUGGGCGCCCACGACAAGUCGCACCCUGCGGCGAUGGCGGUACACGGGUUCGCGGGCAGCUGGCGCAAGCAGCGAGGCGCCGAGGUCUGA
Molecule: messenger RNA, 1476 nt
Organism: Rhodotorula graminis WP1
Lineage: Eukaryota; Fungi; Basidiomycota; Microbotryomycetes; Sporidiobolales; Sporidiobolaceae
Product: glycosyltransferase family 32 protein
Exons: 5
Coding region: 1-1476 (491 amino acids)
Biological process (GO): protein N-linked glycosylation
Cellular component (GO): mannan polymerase complex
Molecular function (GO): alpha-1,6-mannosyltransferase activity
Source: RefSeq, a predicted model, not a curated record